This is a messenger RNA of Oncorhynchus nerka (sockeye salmon), 4643 nucleotides long. RefSeq names its product TNFAIP3-interacting protein 1-like. Gene Ontology annotation, biological process: negative regulation of canonical NF-kappaB signal transduction; regulation of transcription by RNA polymerase II; cellular response to lipopolysaccharide. Bases 465 to 2513 code for a protein of 682 amino acids. Lineage: Eukaryota; Metazoa; Chordata; Actinopteri; Salmoniformes; Salmonidae. The record is from RefSeq and is a predicted model, not a curated record. The transcript has 18 exons.
GCUAGCUACGGUGUCUGGAUUCAGACACUGUUUUUUGUUGCGUAACAAAUGACUAGUUCGUUUGCUAUCCAUUAUAUAUUGUGUCAUGUCAGCUAUAAUUUGCAUGACUUUGUUAGCCAGGACGUUAUCUUGUAGAAAUACUUUCACUUAGAUAUAUAACGUUAUCUAACGCGAAUAGGGCUAUCGUUCAAAUAAGCAAAAUGUUAGCUUGCUAUACAGUCCGAUUUACUACUUUGUUAGCUAACUAAUGUUUUUUUUUCGGCAUCUUAGCAACUGAAAUGACUAGUUAGCUAGCUAGCUCCAUGGCUAGACGUAAUUGUAUCGUUAACUAAAGCCAGCGGUGAAACUAUCAAGGAUGUCGCUCCUAACUACUGAACCGCGAGAUAUGUUGUUCUCGCUUGUCAUCUAAUCAGGGACUGUUUUCUGGACUGGAUACUUUAGUCGUCUCUUCUUCUAAUCUGUAAAUGAACGAAGAAAGAAAGAAAGGCCGAAAAGACAGAUUCCCAGCACCAUGCCUGGUAAGUGAAUCCGUGGCGAUGGAAGGAAAAGGGCCCUAUCAUAUCUACGACCCAGGCGGGGGCGAGGCUAAGGCCAGAGAGGCCAGGGAGGAGGGCAGCAGCGUUGGAGGGAGCAGCUAUAGACUACUGCUGGAAGAGAACAGCGUUCUCCGAGAGAGGAUGAAGGGACUCAAGAGCUUAGGAGACCUGUUGGAGGAGUCUCAGUGGGAGGCUUCUAAGUUGCGUCAGCGUGUAGAGGAGCUGGUCAGAGACAACGAGGCCCUGAAGUCUUCGACCUUCAGCUUCGCUACCAGUCUGUGUAUGGGAGGACCUGUUCAGACUGAGACACAAGGUCAGGGGAAGCUUCACCGUCAGCCCAGUAACGACCAGAGACCGAGUCAGUCGUAUCUCUCAACGGAGAAGGCCCUACAUCAUGAUCAGCCCAGCGAAGGUCUGUCCGAGUUUGAGGUGGUGAAUAUGGAGCAGAAAACCUCCGAUACCCUGACGGCUGGUGCAGGAACAGGACAGCUUCCUCAGGAGAACCAGGAGUUAACCAGCCAGCUACAGCAUCUAGAAAGCUCCUUCAGUAUCUUUGCUGAGGCGUCCAACCCCAACCAGCUCCUAGCCCACCUGGGACGCAUGGCCGUUGAGUUCCACCACCUCUCCUCCAAGGUCCAGAAGAACGAGCAGAGGACCUCCCUCCUACAGACUCUUUGUGAGCAGCUCAGACACGAGAACAGCGAGCUGAGAAAGAAGAUGGAGGAAGACCUUCAGUACAGAAACGGAGAUGUGGAACUGCUGAGACCAGAGAACCUGAAGCUGAAAGAGCAGGUAACGGGAGCAGGAGAGACCGCGGCAGAGAGCGAGGGGCAGCCAGAAGCCAAAGAAGACGUGGUGAAAGAGGAAACUGCCAGCGUUAGAUCCAAGAUGGAGGUCAGCACACCACAGAAGCGGAGGGGGAAUGCCACAGAGAUGGAGAAAGCCCUGGCCAAGCCCUGUGACCCAGAGGCCUACGAGAAGAAGAUCAAGCUUCUAGAGAAGCAGAGGAAAGAUGUACUGGAUGUUAACAAGCAAUGGGAUGCCCAGUGGAACUCGAUGAAGUCACAGUUUGAACAGAAGAUCACAGACCUGCGUCAGCGGCUAGCGGACUCCCAGAAGGCCGUGCAGGAGUUAGAGGCGGAGCGAGAACAGCGGCAGCGGGAUUACGAUAAGAAGCUGCUGCUCGCCAAGUCCAAGAUUGAGAACGUACAGGGGGAGAAGGAGUGUCUGAACUCUGAGACCACAGAGUUGAAGCAGAAGGUUCGUUACCUGCAGGAUCAGCUGCUGCCCCUCAGUAAACAGAGAGACUACCAGGAGAAGGAGAUACAACGCCUCAACAGGGCUUUAGAAAAGGCCCUGAACCUGCAUCCUCCCCCGUCCUCCCAGCAGCCACCGGGCCAGGGCACCAGUGGUAACCAUGACGACAUGCCUAGUAACUUGAGGCAGGAGCUUCUCACUCAGAUAACGGUGUUAAAGGAACAGGUGAAGAUCUUUGAGGAGGACUUUAGGAAAGAGAGGAGCGACAGGGAACGAAUGAACGAGGAAAAGGAGGACUUGAGGAGACAGGUGGAGAGGCUGCAGGGUCAGGUGACCAAUCUCACCAAUCAGGCCCAGAGGGAGAGAUGCAAGCUGGAGAGACUACAGAUGCAGCAUCAUAAACAGGGCCAGCAGCAGCAGGAGAGGCGUACCUCAGACCCCUCCUCAGGCACCAUAAACGUCUCUCUGAGCCCUCCCUACUGUGGUCCCUUUAUGCAGGUGGCUCCAGGAGGAGGCCCGGGACAGGACAUCCGGACAAUACACCACCAACCCAGGAUACUCAACAUCGCCGCGGCCGCCGACAGUGUAGCGCAAACGGAACGUAGCGACUUCACACCGCCCAGAGGCCCCAGGUGGGCCGGCGCCGGGGAUGGUUCCAGACCUCCACCAGAGAACAUGGAUCAGUCCACCGCAACUGGGUUUGGAAGAAGAGAGCGAUAGAAUAUUGACCCUGGAAAGCACUAAGGUCCUCUCUACCAUUGGUUCUCUCACCGUGGAGCCAGCUGGGUGGUAGCAGCAUGAAUCACUUAGUUUUCUGUUGACCAGGUGUGAUUUGAACUAUAAUUUUCCUACUGAACUGUAGAUAUCCUGUUGUAAUGUUGUUUAUACUUGCCUUUUUUAUAAGCCUACUUGUGAAACACUGUUUUCGCUAUUCAGAAAUAUAUUAUAAUUUAGAUGCGUUUCUUUUUUAACCUCUUCAUUUUUUGGAGGAGAUUCAACAUCUGCUUCAUAUGAUUCUAUGCAGGAACUGAAGUCAUUUGUGUGUAAUAGGUUGAAAUGAUCCAAAUGUAAUAUUUAAGACAAUAUACCCAUGAGAUUAUCGGCUAUUGACGAUCGUCCCACUUGCAAAAUAUGUAAAGUUUUUACAAAGCAGUUUUGUUUCUCGUAGGGUCAAAGGGGUCUUAUUAUCCCAUGUCAAUAACAACAAGUACUACUUGUAUUCAUUCCAACGAUUUAUAUAAUGAAAAAAGGUCAAUUGCCUUGGAAUUGGAAUCUAUAGAAAUCGUAACCGUGGGAUGUGUUCAGUACUGUUGGUGUUCUAGAACUCUACCACAAGUAUAACUGUUCAUACAGUGAUUUGUUAUAACACAUUAAACUUGGGAAGUGAAUUUAGCUGGUAUAUCAUGCCAACAAAAAAAAAUCAUGAUUGUUGUCGUCAUUUUAUUUAUAAUCUACUGUUUUUUUGAUGGUUGCAUUGACUAAAUGUAAAUCACUUGUCUUUUAGUAAUGCUGUUCUUUCUGUUAGUGUACUCCCAAUAUAUUAUAGCUAUUGACAUUGUAUGUUGGUUACACACAUACAUGCGCACGUACCCGAUUGGCCAAAAAUUACCGCUGUAAUUUCAAUGCAACACCUUUUUUGAUUUAAUUGGUUUAAAUAUUUGAUCAUCGAUUUCAAUAUGUAUUGCUAUCCUAAGGUAGAUCAGUCCUCAACAUAUUUACCCCCAAAGCUGUCCAGUCAUAUGUCUGGAGGAUUGGGUCAUAGGUCGUAGUGUAUCCAGGCUUUGUCCCAAUAGUCUUGAAUGGCUUCCUUUCCUGACUUCCUUUCCUUCCCUAAUGCUGACAGUUGAUAGCACUACAGUAGGCCUGUUCUGGUUGCUGUAAACGUUAGCCUACCUGAGCACUCUGCUAGCAGAGUAUGGUCAGUAUACUGUAGGUGCUGUAAUAUGUGCAUUUUAUAUUGAGUUAACGGGGUACAAUUGGUCUCCAUCAUAUUGCUUUUAACCUGUCAGUCAUGUCUUUUUUUUCUUUUGCAUCAGAGGAAAUUAAGCUCUUUUUUUAAAUUUUUUACGGAGAAUCUGCUAACCCCUAAGGAUCAGUCAGUCAGCGAUUACCUCCGUGAUAAACCACCUCAGCCAGACUCCCGGCCCUGGUCAAAAGUCCCUUUUCUAUAUAGGGAAUAGGAUGCUGUUUGGGCCACGUCCUUGACUCUGCUGGCUUCUGUCUCAAUCCUGUAAGACCAGCAGCUCCAUACUAAUAUCCUAUCUAUCCGGCAGUCCUGUGAGCCUCUGUGAUACCGUCAAGAGCCGGUUUGAAUUCCAAACCCAGCCUUGUACCUUACCCCAGGUACUUCUGUUGAUCAGAGGAUUGGAUAGGUGUUGACAAAAUGGCGUGGAGUUAUUACUACUAUACUUUACGAUGUUUUGAUAUCUUCCCUGGUGUCUGGAGUUUUAAGGGGCGAGGGGUUGGUCACUACCCCCUAGAGCCACCAAUCCUUCUGAUGUGUGAUUUGGUUUGGUGGUGAACUAAUCUCCUGAAUCAAAGCUACAUAGGAUUGCAUAUGUAUGGAUAUUAUAAACCUUUGUGUAUGUUGCAUUCAGACUGGUAAAGAUGGGUGUUAAUUCACAAUGUUCACUGUAAAUCCAGUUGGAUCAGACUUAUAUUUUUAGAGACGUUAGUUUCCAGAAUGGUUGAAUUACUCUUUGAAAGGAAUGCCUUGGUUUCUUUCCCCCUCUGGCAGUGGUCUUUUUCUAGUUUGUAAUUCUGGAGUGUUUGCAGGAGGCAAAAAGCACAUUACUGAUGUGAUGAGACUUUUUGUAUUUAAACUGGCUUAAUAAACAUCUCCUAAAUGUC